This is a messenger RNA of Prorocentrum cordatum, 1455 nucleotides long. The record is from the annotation of a GenBank genome assembly. NCBI's taxonomy places the organism in Eukaryota, Dinophyceae, Prorocentrales, Prorocentraceae.
GCGAGGUCGGCGCCGAGGGUGGCGGCGGCGAGGGCGUCGUGGAGGGGGCCGCGGUCGUCGCUGAGGUCGGCCGCGGUCUCCGCGCCGAAGGCGACGGCCGCGAGUGCGUCGUGGGGGAGGCCGUGAUCGCCGACGCAGACGGCGGUGGGAUGUUUCCCCAGGGCGGCGUCAAUAUGCACGUCGCGGAGCGGUCAUGUUGGGCCGCGCCGCCUCUCCCGAAGCUCGUGGACAGUGAGGGUCCGACGGCGAUGAGGGCUGCUAUGGGCGACGAGGUCGGCGCCGAGGGCGGCGACCGCGAAUGCGUCGUGAGGGGCGCCGUAAUCACCGACGCAGGCGGCGGUGGGAUGUCUCCCCAGGGCGGCGUCAAGGAGCACUUCGCGAAGCGGUCAUGCUGGGCCGUGCCGCCGUUCCCGAAGCUCGUGGACAGCGAGGGUCCGACGGUGAUGGGGGCUGCUUCGAGAGACGAGGUCGGCCGCGGUCUCCGCGCCGAGAGCGACGAGCGCGAGUGCGUCGUGAGGGGGGCCGUGGUCGCCGACGCGCGCGGCGGUGGGAUGUUUCCCCAGGGCGGCGUCAAGGGGCACGUCGCGAAAUUGUCAUGCUGGGCCGCGCCGCCUCUCCCGAAGCUCGUUGACAGCGAGGGUCCGACGGCGAUGGGGGCCGCUAUGAACGACGAGGUCGGUGCCGAGGGUGGCGGCGGCGAGGGCGUCGUGGAGGUGGCCGCGGUCGUCGCGGAGGCUGGCCGCGGGUUCCGCGUCGAGGGCGGCGACGGUGAGUGCGUCGCGAUGGAGGCCGUGGUCGCCGUCGCGGGCGGCGGUUGGAUGUCGCCCCAGGGCGGCGUCAAGUGGCGCGUCGCGAAGCGGUCGUGCUGGGCCGUGCCGCCUCUCCCGAAGCUCGUGGACAGCGAGGGUCCGACGGCGAUGGGGGUCUCUAUGAACGACGAGGUCGGCGCCGAGGAUGGCGACGGCGCGUGCGUCGUGGACGGGGCCGUGUUUGUCGCGGAGGUCGGUCGCAGAUUCCGCGCCGAGGGCGGCGACCGCGAGUGCGUCGUGAGGGAGGGCGGCGUCAAGGAGCACGGCGCGAACAAGUCGUGCUGGGCCGACGCUGCGGCUCUCGGCGUGUCGCGGACGUGCUGGGCUGACGCUGUGGACGACAGCGAUGGCGAUGGCUGCGGUCGGGGUUAUUGGAGCCAGGUCCUUCUGGCCAACCAGGCCGGUUUCACGCGGCGCGACAGGGCGGCGGCUGAUCGGGUCGCCGCAGACCGCCUUGUGCACGACGUGCUGCUCGUGCUCCCCGUGGCCGAGGAGACGACGAGAGCCGGGGUGGAGGCCGUGUUCAGGGCCAGGAAGGAGGAGAGGAAGGCGGUGUUGGCUGCCAUCCCCGACGUCGCCGAGACCUGCGCCCGCGGGUGGGCGCGCCUCAGCGGCCAGAUCGCGGAGUUGGAGCUGCGAGCGCGGG